Pantherophis guttatus is the source of this 17788-nucleotide messenger RNA. RefSeq names its product MAM domain containing glycosylphosphatidylinositol anchor 1 (gene MDGA1). Gene Ontology annotation, cellular component: axon; plasma membrane; neuronal cell body. Gene Ontology annotation, molecular function: axon guidance receptor activity; protein binding. The record is from RefSeq and is a predicted model, not a curated record. Lineage: Eukaryota; Metazoa; Chordata; Lepidosauria; Squamata; Colubridae. Gene Ontology annotation, biological process: homophilic cell-cell adhesion; synapse organization.
UUUUUUAAAGACAGCGUUCUUCUAAGAAGGGGCGGAGCCGGCAUUGGACGCGCCCCUUUCUACAGAGCACCCUUUGCUUUUCAAGUUGAAAGCCACUUUCGGAAAGUUCCUUAUUCUUCCGCUCCUCGAAGUCCCAGUUAGAAAACCUCUCUCUCUUCCUUGCCGUCGGGAGGAAGGGAGGCGAAAGUCUUGUACCUCUAGUGGGAAGUAAAGGGAGAGAGAGAGAAGUUAUUAACCGCUACUCUACCAUCACUCGGCGUGCGGAAACUUUGCAUCUGUGACCGGAGGAGGAGGAGGAAAAGUCGCAUCCACGAACUGGACAAAGCGAACAGAAGGGGUGGAAAGGGCAGGAAAGCCCAAGGUUCAUUGAGCAAGGCGGCUUCGGGGAGCGCGAUGCGGAACGUUGCAGUCGAGCAAGAUCAUCAGCUUAGCAGCUAAAAGAAGCCAAGAAGUUUUUUUGUUUUGUUUUUAAUGGAAUAUAUAGGAAAAGACGUCCAAGAGGGCUCGUCCUUGCGUUGAAUUAAUUUCAACACUGGUGGUGUGCCAGCAAAAAGAAGAGAGGAGAAAUUUUUUUUAAAAAGCAGUUUUUAGGCAAGAAACUGAGAAUUACCUUUAGCCCAACUGCUGCAUUUCUUCCCCAACCCCGCACACACACACACACACUCUCGCUUGACUUGUUUGUUCCAGGGGUUUGCAAUCAGAGGCUUAUUAGCUAAACGCCCCCCUCCCGAAAUCUGUGUCUUUCGCUCUCUGCCUCUUUCGAGUUGGCCCCAGUUGGCAGGCAGUUUGGGAAGCUGAAGCGUUCAGAGAGCACUUGACGUUUCUUUCUGCACAAACGUGAUUGGAAAGAUCGGGGCACCGCCGAAGGGCAGAAUCGCCGAAGUUUCUCUGGAUUUAAAUCUCACCACCGCUGGGAUCGCCUCUUCUUCCUAGCGACUUUUUCUUUUUAUUCGGUUAAGAACGCCACCCUUCAUUUAUUCACCCACCCCCCCCUCCGGUCCUCCCUCUCUGUGCAUCUGGGUGUAAGUGAGUGAGGCUGUGUUUAUUUUCUUCUCGGAGCUUGGGAAGAAGAGAACGGGGCAACGAGACCCCUGGCUUGCCUGCUCCCCCCCACACACACACGCAAACACACCUUUCUUUCCCCCCCCCUCCCCGCAACUCCUGCUCCGGGUCUGGGGAGGGGGGCUGUUUCACUCGGUUCCGACUGCUGCCUUGUGUGCGCGUCUGUUCGGAGGAGAGCGCGAGCUUCCCGGGAGGCAGAUUGGCUGAGUCGAGUUCGCCAGCCGGGCUGAGACGCCUCCGUGGCCGACCCCUGCUUUUCUCCGGAGCUUCAUCCUUCCUCCACCCGCUUCGAGGCCGCUGAAAGUGGGCUACCAACAACCGGGAUUUUUACGCUCCUCGCUUUUUUUUUUUUUUUUAAACGGAUCCACCAUCUGAGGCUAUCUGGGUUGCCUUUGGGUCUGGGCUUCUAUUCUUCUCUGGCUAUGAAGGUUCUGUCUUGAAGAUGGAGACACUGUGGCUUUUAUUCCUGUCGCUGGUCCCGGUGUACAUCAGGGGACAAGGGGUCUAUGCUCCUGCCCAGGCCCAGAUCAUUCAUGCUGGGCAGGCCUGUGUUGUAAAGGAAGAUAACAUCAGUGAACGAGUGUACACAAUUCGGGAAGGUGACAUCCUUGUUCUGCAGUGUUUGGUUACAGGGCACCCACGGCCACAGGUGAGGUGGACCAAAACUGCUGGCAGCGCCUCGGACAAAUUCCAGGAGACAUCGGUGUUGAAUGAGACCCUUCUGAUUGAGAAGAUCCACAGGCUUCAGGGGGGUCGUUAUUACUGUAAAGCAGAGAAUGGGGUUGGGGUCCCUGCCAUCAAGUCCAUUCGAGUAGAUGUGCAGUAUUUGGACAAGCCCGUCCUUACUGUCCAUCAAACUAUCAGUGAUGUCCGUGGGAGUUUUUAUCAUGAGAAGACAGUCUUCCUUCGAUGCACAGUCAGCUCUAAUCCACCUGCUCGCUUCAUCUGGAGAAGGGGUGCCGAGACUCUUUCCCAUAGUCAGGAUAAUGGAGUGGAUAUCUAUGAACCAUUGUACACAGAGGGAGAAACAAAAGUUCUGAAGCUGAAAAAUCUACGACCCCACGACUAUGCCAGUUAUACAUGCCAGGUAUCUGUCAGAAAUGUUUGUGGCAUCCCUGAUAAGACAGUCACCUUCGAGCUGACCAACACAACUGCUCCACCAGCUCUAAAACUAUCUGUGAAUGAGACUUUAGUGGUAAAUCCAGGGGAUAAUGUUACCAUAUACUGUUCGUUAACAGGCGGGGAUCCUUUGCCUCAGGUAGUCUGGUCUCACUCACCUGGUCCUAUGCCUCUGAACAGCCUGAUUCAAGGGGGCAAUCUUACCAUCUGGGGCAUUCAAACCGAAGAUUCAGGUUAUUACAACUGUACAGCCAUCAACAAUGUGGGGAACCCAGCCAAGAAGACAGUGAGCCUAUUGGUGCGAUCCAUGAAGAAUGUAACCUUCCAGAUCACUCCUGAUGUCAUCAAAGAGAGUGAAACCAUCCAGCUAGGCCAGGACCUGAAGCUCUCAUGCCAUGUGGAUGCUGUCCCACAAGAAAAAGUUUUCUACUUCUGGUACAAGAAUGGGAAGUUGGCCAAAUUCUCAGAUCGAGUAGUUGUCAUCAAAAAUGACCCCGAACUUCCCCCUGUGACAAGCAGCCUAGAGAUAAUUGAUCUCCGUUUCACGGACUAUGGUACAUACUUGUGUGUGGCAUCUUUCCAAGGAGCACCCAUCCCUGACCUUAGUGUCGAGGUGAACAUUUCUUCAGAAACAGUGCCUCCAACUAUCAUGGUACCCAAGGGUCAAUCCAUCAUUACUGUCCGUGAAGAUUCUAGAGCAGAGUUACAGUGUGAAGUCCGAGGGAAACCCAAACCUCCUAUCAUCUGGUCCAGAGUUGAUAAAGAGGCUCCUAUGCCUUCAGGGACCAUGACAGUGGAGACUAAUGAUGGGAAGCUGCAUUUUGAGAAGGUGACUCAAAAAAUGAGUGGGAUUUACAAAUGCCAGACAGCCAGAUACAAUGGCUUCAACAUUAGACCUCGCGAAGCCCUGGUGCAACUCAACGUACAGUUCUCCCCUGUUGUGGAACCCGUCUUCCAGGAUAUUCGGCAAGCCAUGGGGCGUCGUGUAACCCUUCGAUGUACCAUGUUAAAGGGAAGCCCUAUGAAAGUGGCCACAGCUGUCUGGAGAUUUAAUGGUAGUCUUCUAACAGUGCCUCCAACAGAGCAGCAAGACUAUUCAGAAUAUAAAGUGGACACUGUAAGCCGGGAGACUAGUGGCAACUAUGAAUGUAGUAUCUCCAAUGAUGUUGGUGUAGCAGUUUGCAAAUUCCAGGUAUCAGCUAAAGCUUAUAGCCCAGAAUUUUACUAUGAUACCCCCAAUCCUACAAGGAAGCAAUCCAAGAACUACUCCUAUGUUUUACAGUGGACACAGAAGGAACCUGAGGCUGUCGAUCCCAUUCUUAGUUACCGUCUAGAUGUCCGCCAGCUGAAUCACAGGGACUUGCCCCCUAAAUCCAUUUCUGUGAGGAAGAUGGAAAAGGGCAUGUUACAGGAAUACCUCCUGACUGACUUGAAGGUGCCUCAAAGCUAUGAACUUCGCUUGACACCCAUAACCCGGUUUGGGAUGGGGGACAUCGCUACUCGCAUUAUCCACUAUAUAGAACCAAUCAGCUACCCUAACCCAGUAGGUAACACCUGCCACUUUGAAGAUGAGAAGAUCUGUGGUUAUAUUCAGGACACAACAGACAACUUUGAUUGGAUUCGUCAAAGCAGUCUAACCCAUGACCCGAAGCGCACUGCCAACACAGGCCCUACCAUGGAUUUCAGUGGAACACCUGAAGGGUACUACAUGUUCAUUGAAGCCUCUGCACCCCGAGUGAAGGAUGACAAAGCUAGAUUAAUCAGCCCUAUGUACAACAUGACCGCUAGAUUCUGUGUCUCCUUCUAUUAUCACAUGUAUGGGAAGCACAUUGGAUCCUUAAAUCUCCUGGUUCACGUGAGGAAUAAGCAACCCACUCAAGCCUUGUCACUCAAAGGAGACAAAGGAAAUAUGUGGCAGCAAGUACAUGUACCCAUCAAUCCUGCAGGACCUUUCCAGAUCAUCUUUGAAGGUGUCCGUGGGACAGGUUCUGAGGGAGAUAUUGCCAUUGAUGAUGUUACUCUGAAAAAAGGUGAUUGUCCAAGAAAGCCAAUUGUCCCAAAUAAAGCAGUUGCCCUUCCAGGAAAUUCUGCUGUCACCCAACACACAUCUUCUCUCUGCGGGCCACUAUUUUUCUUUCUUUACGUGCUGCUCAGAUGAUAGCAGUGAAUGCUCCCAUUGUCUGAGACAUUCCUCCUCCUUUCCUACUUGGUCACCCUCUGCUCCUGUAUCUCCCCCUCCUCACUGGCACACCAAAGUGUCCAUAUGUUACCAAAGACUAACAUGCAUGACUACGCAAAAGGGAUCCAGCUAAGAACCUAAGGGAUUCCUGGAGAAAGUCAUACUGUCUAAAAACAAAAUAUAUAUAAAUAAAGAGACAAAAACAAACAAAUGAAAGAAAGAGGGAGGAAGCAAUGGAAAGAAGAAAUGGAAGCAAAGAAUGAAAGGCAAUGCUGAGGAUGAAAAUGAUGUUUAAAAGGAUCAGUGGAAUGGAGGAAGGCAUGUUCCUUUAAGAACAGAGGACAAGACUUCCUCAGGGAAGUAGGAACUUUUGUUUAAAAGAAAAACAAAAUAUAUUAAAGCACAAAUUUCUACCAGAACUAUUACCUUCUUGGCUGCAGAACCACAGUUUAGAAGACAUUCUAGCAUACACAGUGCCAUUCUUUGGAAUCUCUGUGUUAAGACUUCUCCCUUACCGGUUUUGCCUACAACCUGUCUACUGCAGCACCACCUCCUCAUACUUCUCCCACUCAUCUCUGAUGACCACAGAAUCUUGUCCUCAUUUGCAUGUACUUCUGAGUCUUCAUAUGCGUUUUUAAGACUCUCAUGUAUUUACUCGUCCAUCUAUAAAUUUGCCUUGACCCAUCCAUCCCCAACUUCAGCUCAGCAAAGCAAAGAGAUAGACCUCUUGUGGAUUAUGGAGAUGAAUGGAGAAAUCUAGGGCAACCAUAAGCUGCAGGUUCAGCUGUUGACAUUCUUCACCUACCCAUCUCUUUUCCCCUUUUUCAGGCUGCUCACUUCUCUCCUUUAGUACUUUUUUUUUCUUCUACCAUCCCAGAGACAGAUUGUCAAUACAGCACAGAGACUAAAAGAAAAGGCUUCUUGUUUGAGGACCAAAGUAAAGAAGCUGAGUAGUGACACUGCAGUCAGUUACUAUCAAAGCAUGAGCUUCAGAAGCCUUAAGGCAAGGAUUUCCUCCACCUUUUGUUGUUGUUGUCAUUGCUGCUGCUGCUAAUUUAUCUAUUCCCUAUUUCCUUUUAGUAAUUCAGUCCUUACAGCCCCACUUCCUUUUUUAACUACAAGGGGAGUCAUACAGAUGCACCCUUAUAACAUCUGAAAUAUUUCCUUGUCGGUAGUAAUACCUAUUCUUGGCAUAUUAUUAAUCAAAGAUGCUGCUACUAUGGUGCUUGAUUUGCUAUUGAAGGAUUGGGUAGCUGUAUUGCAGCUGCACAAUGAGGUGAAAGACAAAUGGAAGCAGAAAAUAAAACUGUCUCUACAUAAAGGAACCAGGAUAGGCAGGCUGUUAUAGUUUUGAAGAAAAAUAUACAGGUAGUCCUUGUUUAGUGAUCACAAUUGGGAUCGGCAACUUGGUUGUUAAGCAAAGUGAUCACUAAGUAAAAUGGCAACUGUGCUUAUAAACCAAUAUCAGCUUUAUCAGGAGGAUAGGUUACAAAGGUACUGUUAUAACUGCAGACUGUUCCUUCAUGAGGCAGUCACUAAGCGAAGACUACCUGUACUUAGAUUGCAUUUAGUGCAGAAAGACAGAGGGAAAAACACCCACUGUUUUCAGGGACACUACAUUACCACUGUGAGAGGAAUGUUUUCUCAGGAAAGCCCAACUUGCACUUGGUAGUCCUGACCUGCAAGAUCAUUAAAGCCAACUCUAAAUCAUUAUAUAAAGAAGAACCCGUUUACCUACUAGGGAGAUAUUACUACAGCAAUGACAUACUCUGCAUACAUCUUAAUGGGUCUCUAAGACUUCAGGCAGCAUAAGUUUUUCCUCCAUCCACAGUCUUCCACACCAAGUUGCUACCAGACACGCUGGACUACAAUUCUCAUAAUCUUCAGCUGGCUGAGAAUUCUAGCAUUUGCAGUCCAACUUGCUUUGAGAGCAUUAGGCUGGGGAAGUUGAUCUAGCCAUUCAAAUACUUGCUAAAUGCUGCUUCAAAACUCCUUUGCUGGUAUAAAAUGGUUUGUCGUGAAUGCGACUGCUUGAGGGCUCCUGGAUUGGAGCUGAAAGGCGAAAGGGAUGCAGUAUGCUCCUUCCCACAUGCUGGGGUAGACCAGGUGCCUCAAUAGAAAAACAUAUAUAUUAUUACAUUUCUAGUAGCCUGAGCAUUUUGUUAGUCCUAUAGUGGACUGGCGAAAGAUAGAAGAGAGCAAGCAAUGUGAUGGUGGAAUGUCUGGCAAUGUUUCUGUAGUUCUGUGUUCUCUGGGUUUACAAAUGUACUAAUAGGAUGAAGGAUAAUUAAUGCUAACCCAGUUUCUGAUUUGUAUAAAGUUAUCUUAUUUAAUUUUGACCUGAUUACACACUUUCUUUCUCAUAGAAGACUUGGGUGAUUUUAUCAUUUCCACCAGCCCAGAGACAGAAAGUUUUGAUUAUGCAUUGCAAAAAGCUAUCUAUGAAAGAAUUAUGUUCUACUUAUCUCUUGCUAAAAGAAAAAUAGUGGAGAGUGGAUUGCAAAAGUGGCCUCCCUUAAUAAUAACCUCCAAAAUCCAUUCCAUGAUUGGUAUUAAUGUUUCCCUCUAAAAGGUAGAAAUAGCCUCAGUCUUCCUUCAGUUUUCAGCUUGUUGAAGCCAUUGAGGUCAAGUACUGAGGAUGCUCUCUUUAUCAAAGAUGUAAACAUUAACUUCCACUGACUGUCAGCAGAGUUAGGAACCAGGAGGCCCAACUUGGCCACUGGAAAACUCAUCACAAGUAACAUGGUACAGAGAUCUCCCCGGCCUCCAACUUCAAAAAUUAGCCUAGCCUACCAAUCCCCCAAGUUUCCUGCAGGCUUAGAACAAUAGGUCAUUUUUAAUGGAAAAGUUCCACUGAAUCUGUGAUCUGACAGAGAUGGAUUCUCUAUAAAAUGGGAUGUUCUCUGUAUCUGAGCAUUAACUGUGCUGCAAAAAUGAUUCCCAUUUGGUCUCUAAAAGAGAAUGUGCUUCUAAAAGGGAAGAUGCAACAUAAUUCUGGGUGCUGAUUCUUAUUUUGGGCCACCUGUGUGCACUCUCAGCAGUGAAGCAGCUCAGUGCAACCUUUACCCAUCUUCCUGGGAGUAAAUCUGUUUACUCCCAGGAAUGCAGCUAUAUAGGGCUGCAUGAUUAAAGGCCAUAUUGUCUUUUAGUAUAAGCAAGCUAAAAAUAAUACCGAGUUGUGAGUUAACUUUGAGAAUUUAGAGAAGUUUACUGCAAAAGGGGACAGCUGGCAUUUGGAAGAUUAAGAGUGAGAGAUUGGGAAGGGAAAUAAAGAACAAAAUGCAGAUCCUGAGCUGCUAUCUUCCUUCUCUGUCCUAUUUCUGCAGCAGCUUUCUGAUUUAAGUGUCCAUCUGUGUGAGAAUUGUAAUGGACUAAUGAAGUGCCUAUUUUUGCAAAAGAGAUACACAAAGUUCUCUCUUGGAUGGGGUGAGCUAGCACUGGCUCAGGUAUCUAUCAAUGAAAUAUCAGCCUUUCAAUCAUCAAGAAGUCUCAGGGAGCCUCAUUUCCCAAUACCCUUCUUGUUUUUAUUGCUCUUUUCUUUCUCUGGCAUGGAAGGAACAAGUUUCCUUAGUGAGGGUUGAUGUUUCUGGUGCCUUGUCAGAAGCAUGAAGGUUAAAAAUAAAAGGUCUCAAGUCAUUGUCCAGAUUGCUAAGACAAACCAUGGAAUGAACUGGCAUAGUGGUGAAGCUGCUUCACUUAUGCAGAAAAAUUCCAACUGUGCAUAAAACCCAAUGUUAGGAUCAGAAGAGCUCAUAUUGAGUCAUUUUCCUGGGCUUAUUCAGCCCAGGAAACUUCUCAGCAUUUCAAGGGAGCAAAAUUAAAAUAUUCUCCAAACAGAGAUAUUUUUUUGUUGCUGUGCUUGUUUUUGCUAGUGUUUUCACAGAAAGGGGGGGGGAAACCUUUCAGAGCUGCUUGAAGUAGCGGCUAACAGUCUGACACAUUCCUUUUCUAAUUAGGAAUCGGGUAGCAAAAAUACAGGAGACAUUGAGGUGGUAGGAAAGAUAGGCAGAAAAUGCUAAUACUUUUCUGGUAAAAUCAAAAUAGCCACUUGAUUGCCACAGACAUUUUCUGCCUAUCUUUCUGUCUGUCCUUCAUGUCAUCUCAGGAUCGUCUGGAUUUUUGCAACCCUAAUUUAGAAUAGAAUGUUGCAUGAGAAUAGAGUUUUGUCAUGGCAUAGCAUUAUUGUGCAAAGAUUUGAGAAGGAAGGAAAGAUGCUGGUUCCAUUGACCAAAACACCUUGAAUGGCCAUGAAUGGAGUGUAUGGGUUUUUAAUGUUUUUUAAAACAACUUUUAUGGUAUAUUGUUCGCAUUAUUUUUUGUUGUAAGGCGCCCAGAGUCCCCAGGGAGUUGGGUGGCAUAGAAAUGUGACAAAUAAAUAAAUAAAUAAAAUAUCUCCUCCUCAAAGGUAAUCCCAUCAAAAAUGAGAUAUCUGCUUUACUUGAAAACUAGUGACACCCUCCUUCAGGUUCGCAGAGGAAAAACUGAUCUCAAGAAAGCAUGGGAGGUACCAUCUCAUAUCUAAUUAAAUAUUUCAGCAUAGACCUCAAAAAAAGUUUAGGAAUCAAAUUAUUUGUAAAUAACCUUUUUGUUUAUUGUUUAUAGCUCAUUGUUGUCAGAUAUUCUGUUAUUGUGUGUGUAUGGAUAAAUAUAUAUAUAUACAUAUAUGCAUACAUACAUACUUAAACACACAUACAAAUUGAUCUAUUGAAGUGGUACAAAUUGUCUAGACGUAUAACUGAUAUAUAUCUAGGCAAUGUGUAGAUAUAUAUAUAUAUAUAUCUUAAAGCCCUUUUAAAGGAAGUCUGCAGUUGAAUGUAGUAUUAUUUAAUAACCCUUCACUAUUGUGAUACAGUUAUUCCAUAAGACAGUCUUUACUUUCUCAAAGUAAGAUGCAUCACUGCUUCUCAGCAAUGACUGAAGAAAAUGAUUGUAAAUAACAGAUCCAUCCAUCACGAAAAUAUCAUAGAAACCUACUGUACUGAUGUUUUCAGUGAGGACAUAUAUUGGAGGAGACAAGAAUAUAACCCAAUUAAAUAGAGUAUAUGUGAUAUAGGUUGAGGUAUAUACAUAUACAUUGCAUUAUAUUGGCAUUCCCAGAAUAUGCUAAAUUAAUUAAUCCAUUUUAUGGGUUUGUGCAACAAUCCAAAUAAAGGUUCCAAGUUUACAUGCUAUGUUAUGACAUAUACAUGCACAUACAAAACCUCACUUGGCAUGUUGCUUGCCUGACCCUAUUAAAUGUAUUGUGUGAACACAAUCUUAUAUUUAUGAUAAUAACCCACAAUACAUGCUCCAAAAAGUCAAUUACUGAAGAUCCAUUAGUUCCCUUUAAUGGAGACAGUUAAAUCUAUCCAGGUGCAGAAUAUAAUUACAAAAUAUCACUAUACCUAUUUUUUUUCCCUUGUGAGCUUAUCAAGGACGUGUUGAAGGGAGGUGGAUGGAACAAUAAGGACUCAUGGGCAGAAAAAAAUUUUUUUUUUAUUUAGCUUUUCAGCAUUGUGUGCCAUUUAUUACUCAUCCCAUUAAAUUGUUCAGGUUAGGGAAUGUAUUCUAACCAGAAUCAUACUCCCUUAUACAGAUGGAAAACUAAUACAAAUACAAAACCAAUCAAAAGAACACAUGUGAUUUGUCUAAAUAUUGCUUGUGAGCUGCCCAGGAUUAUGCUACAUCAGAUGGGCAAGCUCUACAAAUCCUUUAAAUAAAUAAAUGUACACUGGAAAAGUCAUAAGAAAUCCUGGUAACAUUUCUAAAGGUAGGACUGAAUCAAAUAUAGAGCAAAAUGUAGAUUAUUAUUGUAAUCCUGUGCAUUUUUACUCAGAAAUUACUUAUUUUAAAUUCAGUGGGUUUUAUUCUAGGUCAAUGAUGUAGAAUUGCAACUUAAAAAUAUGGUGCAUAAAUAACAAGUUAAGGGAAUAUUUAAAAAUGUACAGAUGCCAUUAUUCCUGAGAUGGUCCAAAUGAGAGGACUACUGUCCAGUCUUAAUGCCUUGUGCUAUAUAACACUGAAAGUGAAGAUCUCUAGUGUAGACAGUGCAAUCUGAUCAUGCUGGAGUGCAUGGAGUGCACCUUAUACAAGCAAAAACCUUUGAUCCAAGACUGGAAUUACUGUACUAGUAUUGACCAAUAUCUGAUAAAUAGAAUGUCUUUCUCCCAGCCUUUUCCAGCCUGGUUCCUUUGACUCUUCUGUCAGUGACUUCUGGGAGCUGUAGUCCUAAUACAUCUGGAGCACAAUAGGUUAGAGAAGUUAGUAUUUGCAAGAGAAUUGUUAAAAACUACCCUACCAUUGCUUAAGCUUCCCAAUGGAAUAUUUAACCUAUUGAGAUGACGACGAUGAUGAUGACAAUCCUAAAAGAAAGAAAAUAUUAAAAUAUUCUUAUGGAAUUGGCUUUUGCUUCUGCCAACAUUUCUCUUCUCUGCUAAGAUCUGGUUUUAAGCAGCUGGAUUCUUCUUAUCUUUGAAGCCCUCUGCACAGACUGUUUCUCAGCUCCCACAUGCACAGCACAGUCUUCAGCUAAGGUCAGCCUCGCAUUCUCCAUGUAGGAGCUGCCAAUCUUUGAAGCACUGUCUUAAUUUUCUGUGUUUUUCAUUUGCCCUGAUUGACCUUGGAUGAUGCUUAAUAAAUGAGCAAGACAUUUACUGAGAAAGAUUGCCCAUAGUGCCUUGAAAAAUUACAUUUUAAUGAGGACCAAUUUACACUCCAUAGUAAUAAACUGCAGUCUAGAGACAGUGGUUAUCACUAGACUGUCAACAUUAGGCUGCUUGGCAUCCUUAGAGGAAGGCAAGCAUGUUUGAGUAGUCUUCAGCUUUACAUUAAGGAGAGAACUGCAUCAAAUCAAGAGUUUUCAAAUGACCACAGCUGGGUUAUGAGAGGCUAUAUAAAUAGAUAGUAGCCCUUUUCUUGAUUCACUAUAAUAUGGGCUACAACAACGGUGUCAAACUCACAGCAUCACGUGAUAUAUCGCAACUUUUUUCUCCUUUGCCAAAUGGCAUGGCCAGCACAUAACACAUCCGGCCUGCGGGCUGCGAGUUUGGCACCUCUUGAUCUCAGUAUCUUUUGAAUGUCUUACAAAAGAAGAACGAUUUUCCCCUGGGCAGAAGAACAAUCAGCUAAACAAUAAGAGAAGAGAAGAUUCCAAAUGUUUGCUAGAUGAUUUGAUGAGCCUAUUGAAAAGAGAUUAUUACUAUGAGUCUAGCUAGAAGCCACCUUCAUUUUAGUCAACCAUCAUCUCGUUUUGCCUUUUUGUUGGGUUUUACUAUAACCAGUGCCAGCCCACUGAUUAGGCCCAAGAAUUAACAAUCUCAUACUGCGCUGUUCAUAUGCCAUAUUCAAGUGAAACCAGUUGUUUCAUCCUGUUCUUUAGAAGCUCUGACUGCAGCUUAUUUAUACCUAUAACCUGCUAAAUGUGCAAGUCUGUAGAACUUUCAGGCAAAAGCAUCCCAGUUUAAUUUUUUACAAAGCCAUUAUGUUAUUCUCCCCAGGAUCCACUUUAAAAUAAGAAAUGCAAAGAAGAUGUAGUAGAAUAUCUUCUUUUCCCCUUUCCAUAUCCGUUAGUGGCAUUUGAUAGUCCAAACAUUUAUUUUCCUAUUUAUUAGAUAACAUCUUUCUACAUUUCUGCCAACCACAUAUAAACAGAGUUCUUCAGCCCCUGCAUUAAAUGCCAGUGAAUUAAACUGUACCAUAAACACAAAUGUGCAUAGGUUCAUACAGUUUAGGAAAACUGUCUUAAGCAUUGUCUUGUGGGUUGACCUUUUAUCAUGCAGAGCAUUAGAAGGAAUGACCUUUGGAUCUUAAUGUCAUUCUCUAAAAUGACAAUGGAAGAGAAAUGAAUGUUUUUCAAGAGACUUACUGUUUGUGAGUUUAGUCACUGAAAUUGGGCAGGGUAAGGUGACUCGCUUUAGCAAGAGAGUUGGGAGUACUGUUACCCAUUCUUUAACCCAUAUUUGGAAAAUUUGCCAUUGAUUUCCUUAAAAUCAGAAUUGGUCUAGAAUUUCUAUAUAUCUAGUAAAUCAUGCAGGGUUUAUUUCUUACAAGCAAAGAGACCCAAUAAAAACUUGAGAAUACAUGAACAAUUUCACUUUUCCCAGGAAAUGUUUCUCCCUAUUCACUAAAUUCAGUUACUUUAGCUUGUCACACAACUUCUAAUAACACAGUUGAAAGGGCUGCGGUUAUAGCUAGAAGCUGAACUUGUCUACCAGAAGAAUCCCCACUGCUUUGAAACAUUUUCUUGUUGCUUAUACAUUUGGUUCAUAAACAUGGAUGGUGUUACAUGUGCGUGCUUACAUUUACUGAGAACUUUAGUUGGUUGGGGUGUUAUUUAAAUUGUAGCAAACAUGGAUGCUGUCUCAUAAGUUUAGGCAGUACCACAAAAUAUAAUGGGAAAAUCUCAAAAAUCAAUAAAUUAAUAUUAAUAUUUUUAUGUGCAUGCCUACAAAAUAGCUGAUUUCAAGUAUCUGAUCUGUUGAAUGUUGAUCAAGAGAGCAGAGACUCUCAUUUACUACUCUAAGUUGAAGAAGAACAUCUGACAGACACCUGAUACUCCAUUCAUUAACAUAGCCAAAAGUUAGGAGGUAGAUAAUUUCAUAUAUUGAGCCAAACAAUUAUUAAUGUUAAACUAACAUUAGUUAAUGACAGAAGGAUUAAGAGCUUACAUUUUCAGCAAAGAUUUCUAAACACACACACACACCCUUUAAGCGCCCCCAUGUACAUUUCUGGAAGCAAAACUCUUAUACAACUUUAUUCUGUCUUUUAUAGACGCCAAAGCCAAAGCAGUAAUUGACUGAUGACUAAGUUCAGCCACCGUAAAGAUACGUGGAAUUCUACUGGGAAUUGGUUGGUUCAUUGAAAUCAACUACAGGGAUUGUUUCUCAGUUUUUUCUUAGCCAUCAAUAUUCCUAGAUAGCACUGAAGUCCUAUCAAUUAGAACAGCGCCCUCCAACCUUUUGGGAUCGGUUCCAUGGAUAAAAGUUUUUCCAUGGACCAGAGGAGGCAUGAUUUUGCGUGCUGCCUGCAUCCUGCAGAUGGGGCUUCGCUUGUUUGCUUGGCCAGGUUGCUGGCAUGCCAUGGUCCGCUGCUGGUCCAUGGACCCUGGGUGGGGGACCCCUAAAUAAGAGAAUGCAUAAUGUUUACUUUAGUCACAAGCUGCCCUAGUUUCCUAAGAGUUGACAACUCUUAGAAAUGAGGACCCGGAUUGUGGGGGAAAUAAGCUGACUUUGUAUAAAUAUACAAAAGUAUGAAGGCUAUUGCUUAACGCAUUGUAAGCCACCCUGAGUUUCCGGAGAAGAGCGGCAUACAAAUUAAAUAAAAAAAAUAUAUAUCAGUCAAAUAAUAUUUGGUCUAUGAUAUUGAGACUGUAAUGUAUUAUUUUAAAAAUUCAAGCCUCCUUCAAGUGGAGCUCAACUCAUGAAUAUAUCCGUGUAGUUUUCUUACAGCAGUACGGAAGUGAUUUCCCUUUGCUUUAUAUAGGAGGCUCUUUCAAUGUUCACACUAACCUAUAGCCCAGAAAUUUUCUAAUUGCCUUCCACCCAAAUGCUAAACAAAUUCAACCUCUUAGUGUCUGCAGAUCAAUCAAAGUUGACUAGGUGAUGCCAACUACUAUUAAUCCAUCAAAUAUUAGUCAAAACUGUGGAGAAUGUUUUCCUUUUAAAAAUCCAUCCUGAGGGAACAAAGAGGUGAAGGGUUUUCUGGUUUUUUGGUUUUUUGGUUUUUUUUUUUUUUGUUGUUGUUAUUUGCAGCAUGUGCCAGGAACUCUUACAUAAGCUAAUUUUUGUACAGACUGUAUUGUGUGCCACACACAUGUCAACAUGGUGGCUUUCAUUCUUGUGCCCCUUCCAUUGUAUCAGAUUUUUAUAAGUCAGGGUUUACAUUACUCGGGGACUAUCUGUAGUAUAAAUGGCUUUCUUAGCCCCAUGGGGCUUAAGCAGCAGAAAUCAUGUAGCUGUAAUUCACCUUGGUGGAAGUAAUUUUCUCCAAUUUCCAAAUGUAAAAUUAUGCAGAAAGUUUCACUGACUUUAUAUAUAGCUAACUGCUUCCCCCCCUUUUUUUUAUUUCACCUUUUGAAUUUACAGUUGUUCGGAGUACUUGCUUUUGUGCAUUUUAUGUAUGGGGCAUAAGUAUAAGCCUUAUGUUCAUUUUGUAUAAGCCUUGUAUGUUCAAAAAUAUCCUUAAGGUUAUAACAUGGAUGUUUCACUUUGGUGAAUACAGUUGCUACUUUUUUAGUUCAUUAUUUAUCUCACUCGGGCGCCUAGAUGGCUCAAAUCACAUUUAAGCCCUGUGUUUUAACAUGUGUGCAAAUGUUGUUUCUGGAGACAUUUAGCAAUUUUGCUGUUGAGAAGUUUUGGGGAAAGCCAGUCAAUGGUAUAACAUGCUAUAAAUUAGAUAAAUCAUGUGAUAUUGGGUAUGAUGUGUGUUUCCUUAAGCUCCAUAUUUUAAAACACAUGUUUUUAAAGAUUUAACAUGGCUCUUCAUAAUUGAGCAAAUAGAGAAGAUAUGUAAAUAAAAGGCUCCAUUGCCCCCUGCUGGCUGGAUGCAGAACUGGUAAAACAUGUAACCUAGGAGUUCACCUCAUGGUGAAACUACAUAUUAUAUCUAAACAUGUGCAAGAAAAAAAAUGUUGUGAUUUAUUUCUUUACCCCAAAAAAAAAACUUCACAAGGAUUUUUUUUUUUAAGAAAUAACUAUUUUAGAUACAAAUUCAGAAAGUAGAGGGCCUAACAGACAAAUGGCAUCAAGUUGAGAGUGGCUUGUCUAAAACCAUUUGAGAAAGAGCUGCAGUGGGAAACCAACAAGCCAACAAAAGCUUUGACCACAUUGCUUGCUUUGUUAGGUCAAAAACUGCCCCUUCUUAAUUCCCCUUAAUUAAGAAAUAAAUGGGCUUUUGAUGUAUUCUUGCAGGUAAUUUCAAUCUCAUUUACUUUAGAUGAUGGGUGUUAUUUGUAAUGGUGAGGCAAAACUGCUUUUACAAGACAGGAGCAGUAGUGGGUUUCACUUACUUUCACUACCAGUUCAGAACUGUGAGCGUGUGUGUGUGUGCGCUAGCUUCACUCACACACAGCGUUUCUCCGUGAUGAUGUCCAGGUGGGUGGGCGGAGCCUCCCGGCACCGCCACUACCAGUUUACCCAAACCGGUAGAAACCCACCACUGGACAGGAGGCCUUAAAUAAUGGUUGUGAGGUCUCUUCAUCAAUAGGAAACCUCCAGAUAGCAAGUGCAGGCAACAGCAGUAACCUGAUCAGCUUUGGAGAACAAACCUUUGCGUAUGUGUGUGUAUACACCCAAAUUAUUCAACUUCCAUCAUUCCCUUGUUUUUUUCCCAAUCAAAAAAUAAUCAGUGAAACAAAAGUUCCAAGUAUAACUUAUUUGUGAGAUAAUAUAAACUAGUGAUUGGACAGGAAAGGAAUCCAACCUUGUGAUUGCUUGGGAGGAGACGGCCACAAAAAUGCCAAUAGUUUAAUAUUAACAUUAUAGGUAUAUUGAAUUAUAGAAUAGCUUCCACUAAAUGCCCUCAGAUAAAAAUAUGAUAUUGGGAGGUGUUGUGCUAAAUUAUGAUGUGUACCAGUGACAGCCUGAAUACAUAGAAGCACUUGAAAUUCAUGUUUGCCUUUCUUAAACAAUCAGAUCAAACUACGGUGAUUUUCAGUUUUGAAUCUUGUGGCAUACACAUUGUGACUAGGUACUAUAUAAGCUGUAUAAGAUUGAAGUAGGGAAAAAAUUACUAAUAUGAGUAUUAGAAAUCUGAUAAGGUAAAGCUGAAACAUAUGUGACCUCUUACGUAAUUUAUAAAAUUCAGAUAUAUCUUUCUAAAGUCCAUACUGGGAAUUGGAAAGCUAAACACAUGUGAAAUUGAAUGUUUAUGUACUGAUAAAGAAAUGUCAGUACCUGCACUAUUUUUAUUAGUAAAAAUUACCUAGUGCACCUUGCAUUUUCUGUUCUCUAUCAGUCACCACCCAGUUGUAACCUUUUUUAAAAAAAAAAAAAAUCCUGGUACUUACAUCGUUGCAUUUCCAAACCUCCUUUGGCCAAACAGGUUAGGAUGGAACAACAUGAGCAUCUGCUAACUAACCUUCAAGAGGCAAGUGGGAUACAACUGAUAUUGUGUCUUUCCCAUUUUCCACAAAUUAAUUGUCUGGGGCAGAGCAGAAAAUGAAAAAAAAGCAGCCCGCCUGUUCCAAUGCAUCACUUUCAUAGUCUUCAAACCUUCUUAAUAUAGCUUAUAAUUAAAAAGAAUAACACUGUGGAGUGGUAAUAAUAGAAUCGUUGUUCUGUAACAUGCCGUGUUUGGAUUUCUACCUUGCCACAAGCUGUUUAUAGUUGAGCUAAGUAAUCUACGUGCAAAAAAAAUGUUAAUAACAUCUAAAAUUGCCUUCUUUAAGAUAAAUUUGUGUUAUAAAAUUGCACAAGAUUAAAAUAGUAUCAUUAAAAAAACCUGCUGUACAAUUCAGAAGAGGAUGAUGGAACCUGCUUUCAACCCAGAUUUCAUAUGCUUGUAUUUACAGUUUAUAAUUAUUUCCUAAUGUAAGAGGAAGCAGUUGGUUAUUACAAAGUAAAAAGCAGAAUUGUUAUACAUUCUUCAAAGAUAAAUAAUUAAGAUCAGAUAAUUAGCAGGUUACUAGAACUAGGUGGUUUUUUUUUUUAGUUUUUUUUUUAGGGAUGUGUUGGCUCAGUGGCUAAGACGCUGAGCUUGUCGAUCGAAAGGUCAGCAGUUCAGCGGUUCGAAUCCCUAGUGCCGCAUAACAGGGUGAGCUCCCGUUACUUGUCCCAGCUUCUGUCAACCUAGCAGUUCAAAAGCACGUAAAAAAUUCAAGUAGAAAAAUAGGAACCACCUUUGGUGGAAGGUAACAGUGUUCCAUGCGCCUUUGGCGUUUAAUCAUGCCGGCCACAUGACCAGAGACGUCUUUGGACAGCGCUGGCUCUUCAGCUUUGAAACAGAGAUGAGCACCGCCCCCUAGAGUCGGGAACGACUAGCACAUAUGUGUGAGGGGAACCUUUACCUUUACCUUAGAACUAGUUUGCUGUUUUGGUUCAGGGACCUGAAAGCCAGAGCCCAUAAAUUGCUACAAAAAGACUGUGGGUGAACAGAGAGAGUGAGAUAGUGUCUGAUGCUCUUCUCAUUAAGAUCAUGAGAAGAAAUCGGACAAUUCCAGCUCCAUUAUCUGCCUGUAGUUUCAUCUUCAUUUUGUUCAUCUUCUUUGCUUCUCGUGAAGCUUCUCAUCAUCAUCAUCAUUGUCGUUGUCGUCAUCAUCAUCAUGCAGAGGUAGAAAGUAUCUAAUAAUUAAAAUAAUAAAAGCACAGAAUAUGAAGGGGCUAAAAGAAUGUUUGAAACAAAGCGAGAUGUUUUAUAAGCUUCCCCAUCACACAUACUCUGACCAUUGUUGUGUUCCCUGAAAAUAUCAACAUGGACUAUUUUAUUCCAAUAAAGCUGCAGUAUUUGAAAGUU